AUGUCUGACAACUUCGCAAGUAAGGAAGAAGCAGCACUUAUUUUCAGCAAAUUAAAGCAAAACCAGGCCAAUCAGGUUUGCUUCGAUUGUACCAACAAGAACCCAACUUGGACUUCGAUCCCCUUUGGAGUCUUGUUGUGUUUGGAAUGCUCUGCCGUGCAUAGAAACUUGGGUGUUCACAUUUCAUUUGUCAAAUCUUCGAAUUUGGACUCGUGGCAGAGAAUUCAGUUGAGACAUUUCAAGUACGGUGGUAACCAAGUCGCUAAGGACUUUUAUCUGAAAAAUGGAGGCUCACAGUUCUUGGCUAAAAACGGGACUGUGGAUAUCAACUUGAAGUACACGUCUCCUGUUGCCACCAAGUACAAGGACAGAUUGAGAAAGAAGGCUCAAGAAGACGCAUUGAAGCACCCUGAUGUGGUCACUUUGGAAGACUCUACUGACAUCUUGUCAUUAAGUGAAUCCAACUCCAACAAUGACUCUACUGAUGAUUUCUUCCUGAACUGGACCAAACCCAUCAACUCCACUCCAUCACCUUUGUCAUCCAAGGCUGGUACUCCAUCUGCCUCCACUGACGAUUUAUCAUUGGGUGCUACGAAAAAGAAGCCAGUUACUACAAGAACCACCACGACUCGUGGAAGUCUCGGUGCCAACGGUGCCAAUGGGGCCAAGAAAUCCAUUCUCUCCUCCAAAGGUAACGGACCAAGAAACUCAAGAUUAGCCUCCAAGAGAAUUAACAAGGUUGACGAUGAAGAUAUCGAUUUCGAUGAGAUUGAAAGAAAGGCCAAGAAGGACGCUGAAGAGGCUAAGAGAUUAGGUUACACCCCACAGAAGGAGGAGCCUGCUGUUAGCGAUGUCACGAAGAAAGUUGGAGGAUUAUCACUUGGUAAGAUAAGUAGAUCAUCUACUCAAGACGAAUUUGAUGGCGAUGACGACAACUCGUCAGGUACUAAACCAAUUACAUUAGCAAAGCCUGCCAAGGAAGAACCCCAAAAGUUCCAAAAGUUGGGCUUUGGGAUGGUAAAUGGUGCUAAUGUUACAACCAACCCUAACCAGAAGAAGUAUAAAGAAGUUAAAUACACUGGAGAAGUGACAAAUAAGUAUGGAACUCAAAAGGGGAUUUCAUCAGAUGAAUUCUUUGGUAGAGGACCAAGAUUUGACGAAAAUGCCCAACAGGAAGCCAGAGCAAAGUUGCAAACCUUUGAUGGAGCGCAGUCAAUUUCAUCAUCCUCGUACUUUGGAGAAGAUGAGGAAGCCAAUGGAGGAGCAAGAGCUGGUGGCCACGGCAGAUCUAAUAGCAAUGGAAUGGGCGACUUGGAAUCGUCAGCUAGAGAUUUUGCAGCCAGAUUUUCUGGUAAUGCCAAUCAAGAUUUAGAUGUUUUGAAGGAUGCAUUGGAAGACGGAGCCAACAAAUUAGGUUCUUACUUGAGAGAUUUCUUGAGAUAA
Dujonia railenensis is the source of this 1443-nucleotide messenger RNA. The record is from the annotation of a GenBank genome assembly. NCBI's taxonomy places the organism in Eukaryota, Fungi, Ascomycota, Pichiomycetes, Serinales, Debaryomycetaceae.